Sodiomyces alkalinus F11 is the source of this 3219-nucleotide messenger RNA. RefSeq names its product DUF21-domain-containing protein. Gene Ontology annotation, cellular component: intracellular membrane-bounded organelle. The record is from RefSeq and is a predicted model, not a curated record. The transcript is spliced from 4 exons. Bases 471 to 2789 code for a protein of 772 amino acids. Gene Ontology annotation, biological process: magnesium ion homeostasis. Lineage: Eukaryota; Fungi; Ascomycota; Sordariomycetes; Glomerellales; Plectosphaerellaceae.
CGCCCUCCAAGCUUCUUCGCCCCUCCCCCAAAAAGAACUGCUUUUUAUUGUCGACGAACACGUUUUCCACCGGAUCCGACUCAAUGGCACAACAAUCCAUCUCGAGAAGAGGCCGUUUAGCCGUCCGUAUUUACUAGUGGAGUGUUUUACACUCGUCUCCUCUCGAAUUCUCGGCACAUAUCUUCUCACUUUGCGGCCGGUGUGCUCGUCCAUUACGCGACGAACGACGACGACCGUCAAACUUCCAAGUCGAGCCGCGCCGGAUCAUAUUUUGGUCAUCCGGUCAACCCGUACCCAUAUAGAUAACUUCGAUUCUUAUCUUCCAUCGGCUCUCGACGAACAUACUGCUAGUUAUCAUGCCUUGCUGAGUCUCGCACCGCCAUCGACUUCACGACAUCGGCAAACCAGUCUCGCCACGACCACACUAUCCCCGUCACUUCGUUGCCCAUCGAACCGAGCACAAUACAAACAUGGUUGCAAGAUACGCGCCGCGGCCCGGAAACUCGGCAGGUGCCUUUGGCAUCGUGCGGUCCAGCGUUCUAGGCCUAGGCCGUGCCCUGACCCUGGGGCUCUCCUCCGUCGUCGCCGCCCCGUUGGGCGCAAACAGUCAUUACGACGAGGGGCCCGAGGAAACCGGUGCCGCUCGCUGGGUCUUGUUCGUAUUGGCAAUGGUCCUUGUCAUCUCCGGCGGGGCCUUCGCCGGCUUGACCAUCGCCCUAAUGGGCCAAGACAACAUCUAUCUCCAAGUUCUGUCCGGCGAUCCGAGCGAACCGCAGUGUAACAAUGCGAGACGUGUACACAACUUGCUCAACCGGGGGAAACAUUGGGUUCUUGUCACUUUGCUCCUGGCCAAUGUUGUUGUCAACGAAUCUCUGCCUGUUGUGCUGGACCGAUGCCUGGGAGGUGGUGUUGCUGCCAUUGUAGGCAGUACCGUCUUAAUCGUCAUCUUUGGUGAAGUUGUCCCCCAGUCGAUCUGCGUCCGCUAUGGUCUGCAGAUCGGAGGUAUCAUGGCCAAACCAGUCCUCGUCAUGAUGUGGCUGUUGGCCCCUAUCGCCUGGCCUAUCGCCAAGCUCCUCGACUGGGCUCUCGGUGAGGACCACGGUACCGUCUACAAGAAGAGCGGUCUGAAGACGCUUGUUACCCUGCACAAAUCGCUAGGAGAUGUGGGUGAACGGCUCAACCAAGACGAGGUCACCAUCAUCAGUGCCGUGCUCGACUUGAAGGACAAGCCUGUUUCUAGCGUCAUGACGCCCAUGGAGGACGUUUUUGUCAUGGCCGAAGAUACAGUACUCGAUGAGAAGACCAUGGACAAGAUACUCUCCGCUGGAUAUUCCAGGAUUCCCAUCCACGCCCCUGGCAAACCCAGAGACUUUGUCGGCAUGCUCCUGGUCAAGAUACUCAUCACCUACGACCCUGAGGAUUCCUGCCAGGUAAAGGAUUUUCCUCUAGCUACUCUUCCGGAAACUCGCCCAGAGACAAGCUGCCUGGAUAUUGUCAACUUCUUUCAGGAAGGCAAGUCGCACAUGGUCCUCGUCUCUGAGUAUCCUGGAGAGGAUCGCGGGGUGCUCGGAGUUGUCACGCUGGAGGAUGUGAUUGAGGAGCUAAUUGGGGAGGAAAUUAUUGAUGAAUCGGACGUGUAUAUCGAUGUGCACAAGGCGAUUCGCAGAUUAACGCCCGCGCCCAAAGCUCGGCCUCACAAGAAAGACGCCGAGAGUUCAGCUAGCCAUGUAAGCGAAAACGGUAAGCUCAUCGAUGUGGACGAGGUUGCCGAGCCUCAGGCAAGUUCCGAGGCCUCCGGCGCUCUGCCAGAUGGAACGUUGAUUCUGUCGAGCAGCCCUGGUCAGCACACGGCGACUUUUCUUAUGCGGAGAAGCUCGGCCGGACCGGAUGGACGUCUGCAAGAAUCAAUGGUCCCUGUCAAAGCCAAUCUCGAAGAACUCAAGAACCAGUUAAAGCAUCUGGGACCCUCAAACCGCAACACGCACCCCCUGGAUACCAGGUCGACUACGGUCAAGAUCAAAUCUAUAGUGGGAUUGACGCCGAGUCAUACGAUGAGCCCAUCGGGUCUUCGCCCGGCGUCCCUGGCGAGCGAACGACUUGACCCCAACCUGGAAGCCAUCCAGAGAGAAGACGAAAGCACGCCGCUCAUCCAGCCGACUGUCUCUGGAAAGGGCGGCGCGCAAGCCGUGCGUAGGAGCUACGGCGGCGCCGGUAUGAGUGAGGCGCAAACGAGACUCGCGGUUCAACAUACGGAUGAUCUAGCAUCCCCCACGAGCACUCUCGAACUGCAAAUGCCCACAAUUUGGCCCGAGGGGGGCAGUACCAAGACCGCCAACGGCAAGAGCCCCGGUUCUACCUCUGGCGCCACUGGCAGAGAGCGGAGGAAACCCGGUAGUAGCGGGACCAGCACCAACAGCGGCGUCAGCGAAGGGAACCUGACGCCCAAGCAACACAUCGCCCGCAGCGGAAGCAUCAGCGAGAACGUGGUGGAAACGAGCUCGGGGGUGCACAAGAUCAUCAUCCAGGCGUCCAGCGCCGAGGUGGAAUACCUGUCAAACGCCCUUGGCGGGUGGGGGGGGCCCGGCAACAAGCACGCGCGGGAGGAGCUGCAGGUCGCAGUAGAGGAAGCAUCGGAAGAAGACGAGAAUGCGAGCGAGUUGACGUCGUCGGGUGGCCCGUCUUCGUCGGUUCCAUCCGCAUCGAAUGAUGACGGGAAUGGGAAUCAGACAAGCGGCAACAGCGAAAAGAAGAACAAGAAGAAGAAGAAGAAGAAGAAGGGCAAGUCCUAGCUUGGCUGGUCGCAAGGGAGCCAGCACCAUGUUCUGCUGGAGGGCGGAGCAUCAUCGACGGAAAGAAAAGGGGAACACUGUGAUAAGACAGGAUUGCGAAUGUAUGCGUGCGUGUUACGCACCGCCUGUACUAUGGUAUCUUUUAAUUCCAAAGCAGUUCAUGUUUUAGCCUCAUCUAUCCAUGUGCCAUCUUGGAUUCCUCUUUUAUCCUUGUUUUUUUUUUUUUCCCACUUUCCAACUGCCUGUCAUAUGCGGUUUCUUGGCGGGUGGGGAUGGAUACAAGAUGAGUCGUGCCACGGACGGCGCCUUGGUGAAUAUAUCCAAGUCUUGUCGGCCCUUUCCUUUUCUUUUUUUCUUUAUUUUUUUUAUUUUUUGCCGUUCCUUUACUUUUUCGUUUCGUCUUUUUCUUCUCUUCUCUUCCUUUUUUUUU